AGAGCGAGAGAGAGAGCGAGAGAGAGCGCGAGCGUUAGAGAGAGAGAGAUAAGGACAUUCCGCUAACACGUCACCUUUUCGUAAACAUGUCGGCCGCAGCGCGUGGACACCGUCGCGUGGGAAAGAGACUAAAGAAAACAGCUCCGCGCGAGGGCGUCGUGUCGCAGAUGUUGUGAGACGAGAGAUGUCGCUCAAAUAAAGUAAUAUCAUAUCAUAUCAUUGGCCUUACCUGAACCCUGGAAGCGUAGCCUUCGUCAGUGUGCAUCACCACCACUACAUCGGCAAACGACGCAUUUAAAACGGUUCCCUUAUUUUAGGGCCAUUAAUUAACAGUUUAAUUUCUUUUAUUGCAAAAAUAUACUUCAAUUCCAUUUAUUUCAAAUAUUGGCACUGUAUUGUCACAAUUCGCCACACAACAAUUCAUUUUUGUGCGUUUGUUUUGUGUGUGUCAUGCAAUAAUGCCUUAAAAUACCGCAUCCAUCACUCAGCUUGUUAUAAUAACUGAUUGAUCUAUUACUCGUAAAACUAUUACAUUUAAUAAUGUUGGGGUAUCUUUAAAUGAUGUAUAUUUAAACUGCUAUAAUAACAACAAUAACAGCAAUAGUAACACUAAGAUGUAAUAUAACAUCCAGAUAAGACUUUGAGAAGGGAAUAAACAUGUCAGAUUACCGUAUACGACUUCCUUUAGGUUGAUCUGAACUUCAGUGAAACGUCAGGGUCUAAGGUGCACUGCCUGUUAUUAAUAAAUUACCUAGUAGGCAGGAUAGAGGACACUUCAGUUUAUCCUCUUUUCCACACACAUGAAUCUGACAGCGGAGAACCACAGCAUUCCUCUCAGUGACGGGAACCAUAUUCCGCUGCUGGGAUUGGGCACCUAUGGGGACCCUCAAACGACACCCAAAGGCACGGCACUGGAGUGUGUCAAGCUGGCCAUAGACGUGGGUUACAGGCACUUCGACGGGGCAUUGGUGUAUUUCAAUGAGCACGAAGUGGGUCAAGCCAUUCGAGAGAAGAUUGCCGAUGGAACCGUUCGAAGACAGGACAUCUUUUACUGCGGAAAGCUCUGGAAUACCUUUCAUCCGCCGCAGUUGGUGCGGCCGGCCUUGGAGAGGACGCUGAAAGCCUUAAAACUGGACUAUGUGGAUCUCUACGUCGUCGAGCUUCCCAUGGCCUUCAAGCCUGGAGCUGGGUUCUAUCCAAAAGACCAGGCUGGAAACUACAUCUACCAUCACACAGACCUCUGUGCAACAUGGGAGGCUUUGGAGGCUUGCAAAGACGCAGGACUGGUGAAGUCUCUGGGAGUCUCCAACUUCAACCGCAGACAGCUGGAGCUGCUGCUGAACAAACCUGGCCUCAAACACAAACCUGUAUCCAACCAGAUUGAAUGCCAUCCAUAUUUCACACAACCCAAGCUUCUGGAGUUCUGUCGUCAGAAUGACAUUGUGAUUGUCGGCUACUGCCCGAUUGGCUCCUCCAGAGACGCAUCGUGGGUGAAUGUGAAAUGUCCUCCCAUGCUGGAAGACGAGCUGCUUGUGUCUAUCGGGAAAAAGCACAACAAGAGUCCUGCUCAGGUGGCUCUGCGCUUCAAUGUCCAGAGAGGAGUCGCCGUGAUCCCCAAGAGCUUCACCCCCGAGAGGAUCAGGCACAACUUCCAGAUAUUUGAUUUUUCCCUCACCGAGGAAGAAAUGAAAGCCAUCGAGGCCCUGAACAAAGACAUUCGCUUUGUGGAGCUGCUGAUGUGGAGUGACCACCCAGAGUACCCGUUUCAUGAAGAAUAUUAAUGUUUUGACUCUGGAGUGACCACCCAGAGUACCCGUUUCAUGAAGAAUAUUAAUGUUUUGACUCUGGAGUGACCACCCAGAGUACCCGUUUAAUGUUUUGACUCUGGAGUGACCACCCAGAGUACCCGUUUCAUGAAGAAUAUUAAUGUUUUGACUCUGGAGUGACCACCCAGAGUACCCGUUUCAUGAAGAAUAUUAAUGUUUUUUAGCAUCUGUAUUUCACCAAAUGAUCUUUACACCUGCAGAUUUCCUGAGUUAACACUAGAGGGCUCUAACUCACAAUAAAUGAACAAAGACAUACAUGUUUUUUAAAGGUUAGCGGACAGCUCAUAUAAAUGAUGACACCAAGUUGUUUUAGUUGUUGCAUGUGAGUUUGUCUGUGAGACUCGCAGAAGGCUCAUGUACUAUUCAAAGAGAGGUAAUUGUUCAUAACAACUGUUUUGACAUGAAUUGCUAUGAAUAAAGUUUGGCUUGAAAAUACAA
This is a messenger RNA of Cyclopterus lumpus (lumpfish), 2264 nucleotides long. Its product is annotated as aldo-keto reductase family 1 member D1-like. The transcript has 9 exons. Gene Ontology annotation, cellular component: cytosol. The record is from RefSeq and is a predicted model, not a curated record. Gene Ontology annotation, molecular function: aldose reductase (NADPH) activity; Delta4-3-oxosteroid 5beta-reductase activity. Gene Ontology annotation, biological process: bile acid biosynthetic process. Lineage: Eukaryota; Metazoa; Chordata; Actinopteri; Perciformes; Cyclopteridae. The coding region runs from base 801 to 1781 and encodes 326 amino acids.